GUUGGGUUGAUCCAUGUAGCAAUAUGUAAGAGAUCCAUGUAGUCGUCUGGGUUGAUCCAUGUAGUAAUCUGUUAGCUAGAGAUGUAUGACCUCAGUAUUGAUAAGAGAGCCCGCCUGCAUCAAACUGCUUUCACUUAUAUUCUGCCGGAUUUGUUCCUCACAGGAUUGUACAGGGAUAUUAUUUACAGGGGAUACCGUAUAUACAUGGAGAUUAUCGACCACUGUUCACAUAUAACAGAUAUGCAACAGAAGAUGUUCCUCAAGUGCUACUCCGAAAAGUCCAAGCAAAAAGGAUCUUCCACUUUGCUCGGUAAUAUCGAGAAGCUCAAAAUAUUAUUUGCCCGUCGUCUGCCAGGUGAAUCGGACCCAAUCCUCCGCCCCGCCCUUGAGCUUCAGGUUGUAUACGGUCCCCGUCAGAAGCCCAGUUGCUAUAUUGCUCCCGUACCAUGGUCUCAGGCUAGCAAGCAUGUCAACUACGGCAAGACCGAAACUCUGAAUGUAGUACACAUGCAUCAAGCCUUGCCAAGGAACCCCUGUGAAAAGUGAGGCAGCGGCGAAGCAGUAGCUAGCGUGGGGCGAGUCACGUCUGUGGUAUUGUAGGCAAUCACCACCAUGGACAAGCUCGCUGGAAUCAAGUCAGGUGAUGACACCGAGCUUCCACACUCCUAUUGUUUCUUCCAAAUUCAGAAAAGGCAGGUUGAGUUAUCAUUUCCUUUUCCCAAAUUAUCUAAUCGGGCAGUGAGAUAACGACAAAUGUGGCAUCGAUAGGUGAUGAUUUUCCUGACCUGCCUUUUAGUGGUAUCUUCUAAGGCAUCCCUGUCUCCUUUUGGUUCUUAUAUUUUUAUGAUACAUUUUUGUUUCUAUGAAUAGUGUUCAUCUCCUAAAUACGGAUAUCUCAAUUGUGUUUAGCUGUAGGAACGUUGACACCAUUAGAAUCGCAGUUUCAUGAGAUUCUAACCCUAAAGGUAGUGUGCUCCCCAUUUCACAUGCUCCAGAAUACUAAUUAUAUCCAACAAAAUAAUGCCUUUUUUAGCACGAACAUAAAUUGAUGGGAGGGUAUGAUCUUCAUUGUCCUCAGUGCUGCUACUUUUUUUCGAAACAUCAAUGCUGCUACUUGGUCAGGUUAACAAAGGUUGCCAAAGGCAGCCAGAUGAAUAACGAGGUUGUCGGGUACUACUUGGUCAGGUACUACAUAUUUAACACAAACUGGUGUGGAACACAACUAGAAUAUUUUGGCCCCGUUACAACGCACGGGCAAGUAUGUAUCGUUUUUUGGUCUCUUACUUGUAAUGCAAAAUGUGAGAGCUUAUAUAUACCCACAAAAAACAAGUAGGUGCUGUGAACUCCUUCAGUGUUGGUGUUGUAUGUCUAAUUAUUGUUGCAUCGUUGGUGUUGCUUUAUUGGAUACACUGUCCUUUGGUGUUCUUUGGUUUUGUUAUU
Molecule: messenger RNA, 1440 nt
Organism: Triticum dicoccoides
Lineage: Eukaryota; Viridiplantae; Streptophyta; Magnoliopsida; Poales; Poaceae
Exons: 3
Coding region: 82-546 (154 amino acids)
Source: RefSeq, a predicted model, not a curated record